AUGUCCGGGAUUCUUGCUCAAGUUCCUGUGGUUAAUAAACUGCUAGGACUUGAUGGUAAUCGCCAAGCCAUCAACAUCCCCUCAGUUGAGAUUCAUCACAUUGAGACAAACCCAAGCAAACGGGCAAGAUGUCUAAAGCACCUUUUGAAAGCGAAUCAUGCCAACUACUCAAUCGUCUAUAACAACCUUCAAUACGAUAAUCACAACGCUCAUAUCCUCAGCUCAGCAUACCUCUUGGGAGCAAGUGUUCCUCAACUAAAUGACAUCUAUGACAGAGAAAUCCGCGAGCUGGAGGCAUGGGUACCGUCACCCGCUGAGAUUGGAGAAGAUGACUGGCAAGAGCUUCGCGGUGAUGCUAGGUACCAGCGGGCUUUUGUGGACUUUUUUGAAGACAAGCUCGUUAUGCGAUUCCAUUAUGACUGGCACCAAGAAAUGGAGCAUUAUCUGUUCACCGGCGAUGAGCCUCUAAUCAAUGGUCUGAUCGGUGGUCUCGGGCACCCGCUGAUCCACUUAGGCUAUGCCUUCGAGAUGGAUUGUAAGGAACUUGCCAUGGAAGCUCUUGGACUUGCCUGUGUUCAGCAUGACUUCCUCCACAAGUACCUCGACGACAAGUCGUACACCAGAAAGGCCCCUUUCACCUCGGCCUCCCCGCUAGAUCUUCUCACCAAAUUGUCUAAGGAUGACCGGUUUGAUGCCGUCGGAUUCGGCCUGUAUGAUCUGGAAGAGCUCUUCAGCAAGCAUGAGGAUAUCAUACUGGAGUACUGGAACGCAUGGGAAAUCACAGAUCCUGUGAAGCAGUUCGAACUGUCCCAAGAAGCUGCAGCUGCGUUACUUGUUGCCACAGUCAAGCCAGGCACCCAUGCAUUCAACUUCAUGCUCGUUCAUAUACUAACAACCAGUCAUGCCGUCCGAGUUCUGCUUCCAUUCAUUCCCGAGAAAUAUCAUGUUCCUCUUGUUCGGCAAUGGUGGCUUCUGGCCUUGGGCCUUUUUAUCGUGAAAGGCCGACCACUCCCUGAUCCGGAUAAUGUGGACAGCGAUACCAAACAACGAGGCUGGAAGUACGUGGAGGACAAGGCAGUGAACUCUGACUGGGCUACAGAUGCUCAUUACGUCAAAGCAAUUCGGGCGUUGAAGGAGGCUUCAAAAACAUGGGGCGAUGUUCACGACCGAUACCUUCUGGCUGCCCUGACCUUCGUCGACAACUUCAAAGGAUGGACAUACUGA
Molecule: messenger RNA, 1224 nt
Organism: Fusarium redolens
Lineage: Eukaryota; Fungi; Ascomycota; Sordariomycetes; Hypocreales; Nectriaceae
Exons: 3
Coding region: 1-1224 (407 amino acids)
Molecular function (GO): oxidoreductase activity
Source: RefSeq, a predicted model, not a curated record